GAAAAUAUCAACUGGUUUCAUUUCUAAGAAGAGAGUAAAAACCAUGGAAACAGACUUGAGCAUUCUAAAUAAAUUGGUAUACCAAGCUUUUUUACAUCAUUGAUUUUUGUGAAAAGAAGCAAAUGAAUGGCUGGAGAGAAUUUUACAUUUGUUACUGAGUUUAUUCUUUCGGGGCUGACAGACCGCGCUGAACUGAAAGUGACGCUUUUUGUGCUGUUCCUGGGGAUCUAUGCCGUCACCCUGGUGGGGAAUCUGGGCAUGAUCUUCAUAAUCCGAAUCACACCCAAGCUCCACACACCCAUGUACUUUUUCCUCAGCUGCCUGUCAUUUGUAGAUGCCUGCUACUCAUCUGCAAUCGCACCCAAAAUGCUAAUCAACCUCCUGGUUGUGAGGGGAACCAUUUCUUUCUCUGCUUGCAUGGUACAACAUUUGUGUUUCGGGGUGUUUGUUACCACAGAAGGCUUCUUGCUGUCGGUGAUGGCAUAUGACCGUUACAUGGCCAUUGUGAACCCUCUGCUUUACACGGCAGCCAUGUCUAAGAGGAAGUGUGUAGGGCUGGUCCUUGGGACAUUCAUAGGUGGAACAAUUAACUCACUGAUACACACAGUAAGCUUAGGCAGACUGUCCUUUUGUAGGCUGAAUAUUGUCCGCCACUUCUUCUGUGAUAUUCCCUCACUCCUAAAGCUGUCAUGUUCUGAUACCUCUGUCAAUGAGCUGUUGCUCUUAGUCUUCUCUGGAGUCAUUGCCAUGGCCACCUUCUUGAUUGUGAUCAUUUCUUAUGUGUUCAUUGUGCUCGCCAUCCUGAGGAUCCACUCUGCAGCAGGGAGACUGAAAGCCUUCUCCACCUGUGCCUCUCACCUGAUGGCAGUGACCAUAUUCUACGGCACCUUAAGUUUUAGUUACAUCCAGCCCAGCUCCCAGUAUUCUGUAGAACAGGAGAAGGUGGUCGCUGUGUUCUAUACGCUAGUGAUUCCCAUGCUGAACCCGCUGAUUUACAGUCUGAGAAACAGAGAGGUGAAGGAUGCUGUGGAAAGGGCCAUAGAAACAAAACAACUCUCCUGUUAAUCUCAAGACAUUGCUAAUCCUGAACUUUCUGCUAGUCAGUUCUCACUUCCUAGAAUUCCAUAGGUGUUACAGCUUCUAAAGAUUGUAAAGAUGUUUUUAUUCUGUAUGCUUAUUUGUUAUAUGAAAAGGCAGCCAGAAAGGGAAAGCUGUUUAAUUCCCACACCCAAAUCACAAAAACAAUAGCCUAUCCCAUAGGUCUGACAUUCUAGGCUGUGAGUCUCUGAAUCAGUAUAAAUACCAUAAUACAUUUAUAUUUUUCUCUUAUUUGGAGAAAAGAAUUAUUUAAUAUUUGCUUGCAUUUAAACACAUAAAAACAGGAUGUGCACAAAGAAAACAUAAUUUGUUGUUAAAUUUCCAAGAAUAUAGAUAUAACUAUAACUGACAUAUGCCUCUCAACACUCAUGAUGUUAAGGAUAACAAAAAUUUAUAUGAAAUUUAAUAAAACAUCCAUUUGACCAUUCUUUUAGAA
Manis pentadactyla (Chinese pangolin) is the source of this 1534-nucleotide messenger RNA. Its product is annotated as olfactory receptor 1052-like. The record is from RefSeq and is a predicted model, not a curated record. Gene Ontology annotation, biological process: sensory perception of smell; G protein-coupled receptor signaling pathway. Gene Ontology annotation, molecular function: odorant binding; olfactory receptor activity; G protein-coupled receptor activity. Lineage: Eukaryota; Metazoa; Chordata; Mammalia; Pholidota; Manidae. The transcript is spliced from 2 exons. Gene Ontology annotation, cellular component: membrane. The coding region runs from base 127 to 1065 and encodes 312 amino acids.